This is a messenger RNA of Setaria italica (foxtail millet), 4574 nucleotides long. RefSeq lists its product as uncharacterized. Gene Ontology annotation, biological process: protein phosphorylation. Lineage: Eukaryota; Viridiplantae; Streptophyta; Magnoliopsida; Poales; Poaceae. Gene Ontology annotation, cellular component: plasma membrane. The record is from RefSeq and is a predicted model, not a curated record. The transcript has 2 exons. The coding region runs from base 257 to 4321 and encodes 1354 amino acids. Gene Ontology annotation, molecular function: protein kinase activity; ATP binding; carbohydrate binding.
UAAUAAAUUUGUUCUCCUAAAUUAUGUCCUUCUCACAGUAUAAAUUAGCUGCACAACUUGCACCAGGAAACAUCACUCUCUCCAACACUUUUAGACAUGGAUACAUGUAGAAAAACUAGUGGAUAGAAAGUUGAUUUUGCCUCAAUUUUGUUUUAACUUCUACCAAGCCUUCAAGCGCAAAAGCACCACUAGUGGCCUAUCGGUUCAUCCUCCUUGCACCGUUGUUGAUUCUUUACGAGAUUUCCUCACACCUCACAUGAAGUUCUUCCUUCCAUGCCUCCUGGUUUCCUUUGGCCUUCACCUAGCAACUAUCAGCGCAGAUGGCAAUCCACUCCUAUACCUCGGCUUCAGCAGCACUAACCUCUCCAUGGAUGGAACUGCCACAAUCACACCAAGUGGACUCCUUGAGCUAACAAAUGGCAUCGUUAAUCGCAAAGGCCAUGCAUUCUACCCGGAUCCUUUGUCCUUCCGCAAGUCACAUAAUGGUAAAGUGCAGUCCUUCUCUGUCUCUUUUGUGUUUGGAAUCCGCUCUAGUUACCUCAGUAUGACCCAACAUGGUUUGGCCUUUGUUGUUGCUCCAAGCAAGAACUUCUCAGAUGCAUUGGCCAACCAGUACCUGGGUCUCACAAAUACUGUGAAGAAUGGAAACCCAAAAAACCAUUUCUUUGCUGUGGAGCUUGAUACAGCUCUAUCAAUCGAGUUCAAGGACAUUAAUGCAAACCAUGUAGGCAUCAACAUCAAUGACCUAAACUCCAUAGAAUCCUCCUCUGCAGGCUACUAUGAUGACAAGAGUGAUAGCUUCCAAAACUUAAGCCUUAAUAGUGGAGAUGCAAUGCAAGUAUGGGUGGACUAUGGUGGAGAAGCCAAGCAAAUAAAUGUGACCAUAGCUCCCCUUGAAAAGGAGAAACCAGUAAGGCCAUUGAUCUCGAAAACCCACGACCUCUCAAUGGUGCUGCAAGAGCCAGCAUAUAUUGGUUUUUCAUCAUCAACUGGUGCAGUUAACUCACGACACUACGUGCUUGGCUGGAGCUUCAGCAUGAACAGAUCAGCUCCAAAGAUUGAUACCACCAAGCUCCCAAAGCUACCUCCCAAGGGUCAAAAACCCCAGUCAAAACUCUUGGAUAUCAUCUUACCAAUAGGAACUGCAACAUCCAUUAUUGUCAUGGGAGCUAUCAUCAUUUUACUUCUUAGGAGGAGGCUACGAUAUGCUGAGCUCAAAGAAGAUUGGGAAACUGAGUUCGGACCACACAGGUUCUCAUACAAGGAUUUGUACCAUGCCACAGAGGGAUUUCAGAACAAGAACAUACUUGGUGCAGGAGGAUUUGGGAAGGUAUACAAAGGAAUCCUCCCAUCAUCUAAAUUGAAUGUUGCUGUUAAGAGGGUGUCCCAUGAAUCGAGGCAGGGCAUGAAGGAGUUCAUUGCUGAGGUUGUAAGCAUUGGACGCAUUCGACACCGCAACCUUGUUCAAUUACUUGGUUAUUGCAGGCGAAAAGGUGAACUUCUUUUAGUAUAUGAUUACAUGUCAAAUGGAAGCCUUGAUAAUUAUUUGUACUGUGAAGAGAACAACCCCACACUGAAUUGGGCACAAAGGUUUUGGGUCAUCAAAGGGAUUGCAUCAGGUUUACUCUACCUCCAUGAGAAGUGGGAAAAGGUUGUCAUUCACCGUGAUAUUAAGGCAAGCAAUGUUCUUCUUGAUAGUGAGAUGAAUGGACGUCUAGGUGACUUUGGCCUAGCAAGAUUGUAUGAUCAUGGUACUGACCUACAGACCACACAUGUUGUGGGUACCAUGGGGUACUUAGCCCCAGAACUGGUAUCGACAGGAAAGGCAUCCCCUCUCACAGAUGUGUUUGCCUUUGGCACAUUCCUUCUUGAGGUGACCUGUGGGAAAAGGCCAGUAAGCAAUGAUACAGAUUAUAACCAGGAGGUGUUAGUAGACUGGGUUCUUGAACAUUGGCGCAAAGGAUCAUUGAUUGAGACUGUUGACACCAGGCUACGAGGGUAUUAUAAUGUUGAUGAGGCAUGCCUGGUGCUAAAACUUGGGCUAUUAUGCUCACAUCCAUUUACUAAUGUGAGGCCUAACAUGCACAAGGUCAUGCAGUACCUUGAUUGUGAUUUGCCACUCCCUGAGUUGACACAUGCAGAAAUGAGCUUCAGCAUGCUCACCCUAAUGCAAGGAGAAGGGUUUGACCCAUAUACGCUGUCAUCAAGCAUUGGCACAGGAUCUGGCAUCUCAGGAGGAAGAUGGCAUACAGGUUGUCAGAGUUCUUACCGCCCAGACAUAAUGGAGCAUCUUCCCAUGGCCUUCCUUGUAGCCUUCUUCCUCCUCUGCCUUAGCCUCAACAACCUUCCGGGCUUCUGUGUCGCCGGCGGCGAUUCCUUUGCUUUCUCAGGCUUCGCCGGUGCCAACCUCACCCGUGAUGGCACGGCAAAGAUCACCAGGGAAGGACUCCUUGAGCUGACGAACAACGACGCCCACGUCCAAGGCCACGCGUUCCACCCAACUCCGGUUCAAUUCAAGGACUCGCCCAAUGGCACGGUGCAGUCCUUCUCCCUCAUCUUCGUCUUCGCCAUCCUCUCUGACCCUGCUUAUUCAUAUAUGAGUAGCGAUGGUAUGGCCUUCGUCAUCGCCCCGGGGAAGGAUUUCUCGAGCGCGUCACCGGCCCAAUAUUUGGGCUUGCUCAACAGCCAGAGCACUGGCCCAGCGAACGCGAGCAACCACAUCUUCGCCGUGGAGCUCGACACCAUCCAGAACGAGGAGUUCAAAGACAUCAACGGCAACCAUGUCGGCAUCGACAUCAACACGCUCUCCUCUGUUUACUCUCACCCUGCUGCCUUCUACGACGACAAGGACGGUACGCUCAAGAACUUGAAUCUCUUUAGCAGGGACGGCGAGGAGAUUCAAGUGUGGGUAGACUAUGAUGGGGAGGCCAAACAAAUCAAUGUCACUCUGGCUCCCAUGGGAGUGGCGAAACCAUCGAAGCCCCUGAUCUCAAACACAUCUGACCUCUCAGCAGUGAUCACUGAGAAAGCUUAUGUUGGUUUCUCUGCCGCGACUGGACCGAUCAAGUCGCGGCACUACGUGCUCGCCUGGAGCUUCGCCAUGAACGGACCUGCUCCAGCCAUUGAUUUCAAGAAGAUGCCAAAGCUGCCAAACCCUGACCACAAGACACCGGCAAAGGCCUUGGAGAUUGCACUGCCAAUAGCAGCGUUUGUAAUCUUGGCGAUAUGCAUUGCAGUCCUUGUAAUCGUGCAGACGAAGCUGGCAUAUGCUGAGUUGAGAGAAGAUUGGGAGGUCGAGUUUGGGCCGCACCGGUUCUCAUACAAGGAACUGUACGAUGCGACCGAAGGAUUCAAGAGCAAGCACCUACUCGGCGUAGGCGGGUUUGGCAAGGUGUACAAAGGAAUUCUUUCAAAGUCUAAAUCAGAGGUUGCGGUGAAGAGGGUGUCCCACGACUCAAGCCAGGGGAUAAAGGAGUUCGUCUCCGAAGUUGUCAGCAUCGGUCACCUUCGACACCGUAACCUUGUGCAGUUACUUGGUUAUUGCCGAAGGAAGGGUGAGCUACUUCUGGUCUACGAUUACAUGCCCAAUGGUAGCCUUGAUAAGUAUCUAUACGGUGAGGAUAACAGACCCAUACUAGAAUGGGCUCAGAGGUUUCAGAUCAUCAAGGACGUUGCUUCGGGGUUGUUCUACCUCCAUGAAAAGUGGGAGCAGGUCGUCAUUCACCGAGACAUCAAGGCAAGCAAUGUGCUCCUCGAUGGCGGGAUGAUCGCUCAUCUAGGCGACUUCGGCCUCGCAAGGCUAUACGACCAUGGCACCGACCUACAAACCACUCAUGUGGUUGGGACCAUGGGUUACAUUGCCCCGGAGCUUUCACGCACAGGCAAGGCAUCCCCUCUCACGGAUGUCUUCGCCUUCGGCACGUUCCUUCUAGAGGUCACCUGCGGUCGGCGACCGGUCAGCAACAGCGUGCAACAUGGCCGGGCAUUGUUAGUUGACCGGGUGCUCGAGUACUGGCACAGAGGAGCUCUCGAGGAGACCGUGGAUUCGAGGCUGCAAGGAAACUACAACAUUGAUGAGGCAAGGAUGGUGCUGACGCUUGGGUUGAUGUGCUCGCACCCGUUCCCAAGUGAAAGGCCUACCAUGAGGCAGGUCAUGCAGUACCUCGACGGCGAUGUGCCGCUGCCGGAGCUGAUUCCGGCGAACAUGAGCUUGUUGAGUCUCAUGCGGAAUCAAGUGUCGUUCGACCAGUCUGUCCUGCAGUACCCGUGGUCGGCGACCAGCAUUGGUACGAUGACAGCCGGGAUCUCGGUUGGAAGAUGACGGUUCCGGUUGAUUGUAUCUAAAAUGUGUGAAUACGGCCUCUUUGGUUGAUGUUUUUUUUUCUUGAAUUGGUUGUAGUGUCACAACUUAUAUGUGGUGUAUUUGAUCACUCUUGUAAAUCUACACUAGAAUUAAUUCACCGGUGAAAGCAUGAAAAAUGCAUAUCAUGAUCUGCCGUUACUGAUUUGUAUGCCACUUGGUAUUUUGUCAAAGCCAUUUUCAUGGCCGGUGAAUAAUCUUUAGACUCAUUGCA